Messenger RNA from Brugia malayi, 96 nucleotides. RefSeq lists its product as uncharacterized. NCBI's taxonomy places the organism in Eukaryota, Metazoa, Nematoda, Chromadorea, Rhabditida, Onchocercidae. The record is from RefSeq and is a predicted model, not a curated record. The transcript has a single exon. The annotation marks the transcript as partial.
AUUUCACCCAGCAGUGGUUUAGGACUGGGACUAGUUCGAAUAGGUUACUUUUGUAUUGUGUAUCUACUUUGGUUUCAUUUCGGCAUCAUCACAGGU